Molecule: messenger RNA, 561 nt
Organism: Aspergillus steynii IBT 23096
Lineage: Eukaryota; Fungi; Ascomycota; Eurotiomycetes; Eurotiales; Aspergillaceae
Product: glutathione peroxidase
Exons: 2
Coding region: 1-561 (186 amino acids)
Biological process (GO): response to oxidative stress
Molecular function (GO): glutathione peroxidase activity
Source: RefSeq, a predicted model, not a curated record
AUGUCUUCUGCGACUAGCUUCUACGACUUCGAGCCGGUGGAUAAGAAGGGAUCCCCCUACCCCCUCACCAGCCUCAAGGGCAAAGUCGUACUGGUCGUGAACACAGCCUCGAAAUGCGGCUUCACGCCGCAAUUCCAAGGCCUCGAGGCCCUCUACCAGAACCUCAAGGGCAAAUACCCCGACGACUUCCUCAUCAUUGGCUUCCCCUGCAACCAGUUCGGCGGCCAGGACCCCGGCUCCAACGACGACAUCCAGUCCUUCUGCCAGCUCAACUACGGCGUCACCUUCCCCGUGCUGGGCAAGCUGGACGUCAACGGCGACAGCGCCGCCCCCGUGUGGACCUGGAUGAAGGAGCAGCAGCCCGGCGUGCUGGGCCUGAAGCGCGUCAAGUGGAACUUCGAGAAGUUCCUCAUCUCGGCCGAUGGCAAGGUUGUGGGCCGGUGGGCGAGUCUCACGAAGCCUGAGAGCCUGGAAGAUACCAUUGUGAAGGAGAUCGAGAAGGCGAAGAAGGAGGGCACUCUGGCAUCGGCGGGUGCUGGUGAGCAGGCGAAGUUGUCUUAG